Messenger RNA from Eurytemora carolleeae, 747 nucleotides. RefSeq lists its product as uncharacterized. The transcript is spliced from 2 exons. The coding region runs from base 41 to 700 and encodes 219 amino acids. Lineage: Eukaryota; Metazoa; Arthropoda; Copepoda; Calanoida; Temoridae. The record is from RefSeq and is a predicted model, not a curated record.
GAAAUGUUAGUAAGACAUCAGUGUUCAAUAAAGCGGAAACAUGAAAUCAUUCUUCUGUACUCUUAUACUUGCUUCAGUAGCUCUGGCCCACAACUCCAUGGAAGAGAUGGAUAGCAUGGAUACAGGACUGUGCUUGGAUACCAUGACUCUUCAUGCUAUGUGUAUUUCUGGUUCAAACCUUGAGAGCAAAAUGGGGGAAGCUGUUCAAUGUUUCAUGGGUGAUGGAGAAGCAACGGGGCGUAGACGCGGAGGACAAGGAAAAGGCAAAGGAAAAGGAAAGGGAAAAGGAAACAGAUGUCCUUCAUUUGAUGAUCUGACUGAAAUGAUGAAUGAGAAAAUGGGUUCUUCUGAAUGCUUCCUCCAGAGCUUGGGAUGGAUUGAUGAAAACGGAGAUGAGGUUAAUGCCACCAUUGCUGAGGAUAUUGCUUCUCUAAACCCAGAAAUCAGUGCUCAGCUGUCUGAAGAAGUUAUUGAUGAGUGUGUUAUGGAAGUAAUGGAGGAAAUGACUAUGAACCCUAUGUUUGCCAAGUGUGCUGAUAAAUACACUGAAGAGGAAACUUUGGCUCUAGAGGGGAUUGGCAUGAAGAUUGCUGGCUUCCAGUGUUUCACAAAGACCUUUGAUACAUCUUGCAAAAGCUUUAUUCAGACCAAUUAUUUCGAGCCCCUUCUUGCUUCAUUUAACAUUCCCCAAAUGGGAUAAUCGAUUUGAUGUUUAUAAAGUUUAAAUAAAUUUGAACCCAACUUUAA